Penicillium nucicola is the source of this 2094-nucleotide messenger RNA. RefSeq names its product sodium:solute symporter family protein. Gene Ontology annotation, biological process: urea transmembrane transport. The coding region runs from base 1 to 2094 and encodes 697 amino acids. The transcript is spliced from 2 exons. NCBI's taxonomy places the organism in Eukaryota, Fungi, Ascomycota, Eurotiomycetes, Eurotiales, Aspergillaceae. Gene Ontology annotation, cellular component: plasma membrane. Gene Ontology annotation, molecular function: urea transmembrane transporter activity. The record is from RefSeq and is a predicted model, not a curated record.
AUGGGCUCCGAACUCCAGGUGCUGCCCCCAGGAGCAGGCUACGGCAUAGUAAUAGGCAUCGGCGGGAUCUUCGCUUUAUUCAUGCUCGGCCUGACCUGGCUCCAAAACCGCUACACCACGUUCUCAACACACUCCGCGGAGGAAUUCAACACCGCAUCGCGCUCCGUAAAACCAGGCCUGAUCAGCGCCGGCAUCGUCUCCUCCUGGACAUGGUCCGCCACACUCCUGACCAGCUCGACGUUCGCGUACAACUACGGCGUCUGCGGACCCAUGUGGUACGGCGCCAUGGGCACCCUCCAGAUCCUCAUGUUCGGCUUGAUCGCCAUCAAAAUCAAAUCCAAGGCCCCCGGCGCUCAUACCAUGCCUGAGAUUGUGCUGGCGCGGCAUGGGCGCAUCGCCCACAUCACGUAUCUGUACCAUGGCCUUGCGACUAAUAUGCUGGUUGGGGCUUGUCUGGUUCUGGGUGGGGCGCAGGUUGUCGAUGCGCUGACUGGUAUGAAUGUUUAUGCGGCGACGUUUUUGAUCCCGGCUGUGGUUGCGGCGUAUGUUAUUGCUGGAGGGUUGAGGUCGACGUUUAUUGCGGAUUAUACACAUACGGUUAUUCUGUUUGUGGCGAUUCUGGUGUUUGGAUUUUUGACGAUCACGACUAGUGAUGUUGUCGGAAGUCCGGCGAGACUGUAUGAGUUGCUGCAGGAGGCGUCGGAGAAGAUGCCUAUUGACCGCAAUGUCGAGGGCUCGUAUUUGACUUUUAGGUCGGUUGGGGGGUUGAUCUUUGCUUUUGAUCUGUUUGUUUCGAGUUUUACUACUGUUUGGCUGGAUCAGGCUUAUUGGCAGCGGGCUAUUGCCUCCAAGCCUGAGACUUCCGUCAAGGCUUAUAUCUUUGGUGGACUUGCUUGGUAUGGAAUUCCCUUCGGCUUCGCGACAAUCAUGGGCCUUGGAUGCGCUGCUCUCACAGGCGAUCCUAGUUUCCCGACUUAUCCAAAUGCAUUGACAACAGCCCAAGUCGAAUCGGGUCUCUCAGCACCAGCAACAGCGAUUGCAUUGUUGGGGAAGGGAGGAGCAGUCUUGAUGCUCAUCCUCCUCUUCAUGGCCGUUACCAGCUCUACAAGCGCUGAAUUGAUCGCAGUCUCUUCUCUGUUGACAUUCGACGUCUACAAAACCUACUUCCGCCCCAACACUAGCUCCGAAGCACUAGUCCGAGUCAGCCAUUGGGGUAUAGUGCUAUACGCCAUCGUCCUCGCCGUCUUCUGCUGCAUCCUCAACGCCGCAGGAAUCAGCUUGACAUGGGUUCUCACCGUUCUGGGCGUUAUCGUCGGCGGCGCGGCAUUACCCGUCGGAAUGAUCCUACUCUGGGAGCCAAUGUCAACGGUCGCAGCCGUUGCAGCGCCCUGGAUCGGCUUCAUCUGCGGUAUCACCGUCUGGUUCGUCACAACCUACAAACGGUCCGGGGCGAUCAACGUCGCGACAACGGGCGACACGACAAACGCCCUGGCCGGGAACUUGGCUUCCUUUGGCGUUGGAUUCAUCAUGGCUGUCGUCCUGACCUUUGUCUUCCCCGGAAAGCAUGCGGAUCCAAAUGCGCAGGCUCUGGCCGGUGUUGCGGUGCCUGUCCAGGAUGGAAAUCCUACAUCGGGGACUGGCAUUGGACAAGCUGCUUCAGACAAGGAUCACACACCCUCGAUCGAUGAGAAGAGUACCCCACCUCCGGUCUCGAGUGAGGUUGUCUCACCUGCUGCAGCCACUAGGAAUGAGCUUGUUGACUACCUUGAGUCUCAUGACGUGGAACCAAUGGAUCCAGUUCUUGUGAAAAGAGGAGAGCGAAUCGCGCUGACUGCCAAUGGGGUGUUCUUCUUUGGUGCUGUGAUCUUAGUUCCCUUUGCUUUGUUUGGGAGCAGUUACGUUUAUACCAAGUCCUUUUUUACUGGCUGGGUUGUUGUUUCCUUCAUCUGGAUCUGGAUCAGUGUCUUGAUUUGUGUGGUAUGGCCGGUUGUCGAGAGUUUCGGAGCAUUACGUGGGAUUUCAUCCGGCCUCUGGAUGGAUUUCAAGUCAUUGCUGGGAUAUCGCAAAACAAUGGGCGAUACUGAAACAGUAUGA